Messenger RNA from Hypanus sabinus (Atlantic stingray), 4052 nucleotides. Its product is annotated as general transcription factor II-I repeat domain-containing protein 2-like. Lineage: Eukaryota; Metazoa; Chordata; Chondrichthyes; Myliobatiformes; Dasyatidae. Bases 2269 to 3879 code for a protein of 536 amino acids. The record is from RefSeq and is a predicted model, not a curated record. The transcript has a single exon.
UUAGUUUUGAGUAAAAUAAAUGAUUGAGCAUACAUAACACUCUGAAGAAAACUCCAAACAUUCACAAACAAGUAAACGUACCACUUGCCCCCUGAGUAAUUUUUACCUAUCACAAGCUAUCUUACUAUCAUUUUUUGAGUUUUGUACCAUACUCUAUACCUUAUUUACUAACCAAGAGAAUGAUCUAACAUUUUCACUGCCACUUUAGCCAUUGACGUAAUUUGCUGGCAUUGUUUUUAGCCUCUUGCCCUAACACCACCUCAUUUUCUCAUCAGUAACUUGAAUAUAUCACAUUCAUUCAGUCAUUAGAGUGUACCUGAAGCCUAACACUAAUUACCCAAUUAAGAAACAUCUUGACAACUUGCAAAUGACUCUUCAAUCUAUACUAACAUGAGAAAAUCUGCAGAUGCUCCCCUUUACCAUUCCCAUUUCCUUCUCUCGCCUCAUUUCUUUACCUGCCCAUCACCUCCCUCUAGUGCUCCUCCCCUUUCCCUUUCUUUCAUGGUCUUCUACCCUCUCCCAUCAGUUUCUUCUCCAGCUCUUUCACCAAUCUAUUUUUCAGCUCUUUUCUUCAACCCUCCCUCUUCCCAGUUUCACCCAUCAUCUAUUUUCCUCCUUUCCAAAGUGCAGUGUUUGAUUUAUUAUUUUCUAAUCCAACUGCUGGAUAAUGGCCAUCAAGCUCAAUCAAACAAAUCUUUCAUCUUUAUGUAUAUCUUAACAAAUCUGUUUCAUCAAGUGUAUAUACACUGCUCCAUUUAAAAUUUAGUCAAGCCCAGUUUUGUAUUGUUCAUCAAGAAACUAAACACUAUGCUAUUCUUGCAUUGAUUAGAAAAGUCUAAUUUAACAAAUAACUGUCACUUUCUUUGCAAAUCAGAAUGAAUUUGCUGUAACAUCACACUGGGUAUCAAACCCAAUUCCGCAACAUUGUAAAUUUCUUCCAACAAUCUUCUGGAGGAUCUCUGGAGUCGAGGAUUGUGAGGAGAGAAAUUGUUAAUGUUGAAACACUGCACCAAGAGUCAAAUUGUUUGUUGCUCUUGAUUCCAGCAUCUGUGGUCUCUUGUGUCUCCAUGAUUCUUUUUUCAUUUUAUUCUGGCUUUUAAGCCCAAUCUAACAAUUUAUAGCCUUUUGGAUAUUCAUUUACAAACUCACGUUAAUAAUUAACUGUAUCAAGCUAUCUUAUUUCCUGCUUUUCAAUCAAAAUUUACUGCAUGCUUAUUGCAAUUAUACUAAUUUAAUGUGCUGUUUAUUUAACAAUCUACUGCUACUCCCUACAUACUGAUUACCAGAUCAAAUUUAACAAUUGAUUUAUCCACAUAUGCUGCACCUGCCCAUUCACCUACUUGCUCAUCUCCAUUCAGGGCCCCAAACAUUCCUUCCAGGUGAGGCAAUACUUCACCUGUGAAUUUGAUGGGGUCAUCUAUAGUACCUCGAUGCAGGCUCCUCUACAUUGGUAAGAUCCAAUAUAAACCGGAGAAUUGCUGUCAAGCACCACCACUCCAUCUGUCAAAAGCAGAAUUUCCUGGUGGGUAGCCUCCAACCUGAUGGCAUGAGCAUCGAUUUCUCCUUCUGAUGACUUUCUCCCCCCAUUUCUUUUUUUCCUCUUGUAUUUUCCACUUUGGCCUCUUACCUGCCCUUCACCCCCCCCUGCUGCUUUUCCUCUUCCAUUUCUCCUGUGGUCCCCCGAUGCCCAUCCUUCUCCCCUUUCUCUUGUGGGUCACUCUCUUUGAUCACAUUUCUUCUUUUCCAGUGUUUUAUCUUUCCCAUACACCAGGCUUCACCUAUCACAUUCUAGAUCAGGCAUGGGCAAACUACGGCCCGCGGGCCAUAUGCGGCCCGUUAAGCUUUUUAAUCCGGCCCGCAGAACUUGAUGAAAUUAUAUUAAUAAACCUUGUUAACGUUUUCCCCCCCGCAAUUCUGGCGUUUUCCCAAUAGAUGACGCACUCUAUAUACAUUGAUCUUUGUUGAGGUGCAGCGUAUUACUCCACGUUUGCGCUUUACCUUGUGACCUUGUGGCGACCCAUUUUUCUGGCACAUCCGAAUCUGCUCACAAUUAGCCAGCGUUCCGGCUAAGGGAAAUAGCCUGCGGGGAUUUGCGAGCACAGAGCUUUGGAGCCUCUGCGCCACGGGGGGCAGGUUGAGGGAUGCUUAAAAGUGAGGCUGGGGGAUUUCGAAUAAAGUUUUUUCCUUCGACUGCAGUUACCGACUCCGUGUCGUAAUUUUAGCGCUGUGUGUAGAACACCGCUACAACCUCUCACCCCUUCUGUAAAGAUGAGUGGAGCUAAGAAAAGAAAAGUGGAUAGAGAAUGUCGGGUGUUGAAAAAGGAGUGGACAACUAAAUAUCUUUUUACCGAACACAGAUCAACUGCUGUAUGCCUGAUAUGCCAAGAGACUGUGGCGGUUUUUAAAGAAUAUAAUAUCAGCCGUCACUUUGCCACAAAACAUGCCAACUAUGCUAGCGACCAGUCAACGAAAGAACGGGAAGCUAAUGCUCAGAGGUUGGCAGCUAAUUUACAGGCUCAACAAAAUUUUUUUCAUCGUCAAACUGCCAUUCAUGACUCAAGUACCAAGGCGAGUUUUAUGCUGUCAUUCAAAUUAGCAAAGGCCAGCAAGCCUCUGUCUGAAGGUGAGUUUUUAAAAGAAUGUAUGGUGGAGACAGCAGGUGUAUUGUGUCCGGAGAGCAAAGACAAAUUUGAAAAAAUCAGUUUAUCACGCAGGACAGUGACUCGCCGUGUGGAACUGAUAGAUGAAGAUAUAACCAGCGACUUAUAUAAAAAGGCAGAGUCGUUCACGUUAUAUUCAUUAGCACUGGAUGAAAGCAACGAUGUAAAAGACACUGCUCAGCUCAUUUUUAUCCGAGGAAUUAACAAUACUUUUGAAAUAACGGAGGAGUUUUUGACAAUGGAGUCUCUGAAAGGAAAAACACGGGGAGAGGACUUGUAUGACCGGGUGUCUGCUGUCAUCGAAAAUAUGAAGCUCCCUUGGAGUAAACUUAUCAACGUCACCACAGAUGGAUCUCCUAAUUUGACGGGGAAAAAUGUUGGCCUGCUGAGGAGAAUACAGAAUAAAGUGAAAGAUGAAAAUCCUGACCAGGAUGUUAUUUUCCUUCACUGCAUCAUCCACCAGGAAUCUCUAUGUAAAUCGGUAUUACAGCUGAAUCAUGUUGUGAAUCCUGACGUAAAACUUGUCAACUUUAUACGUGCAAGGGGACUUCAGCACCGUCAGUUCAUCACGUUCCUGGAGGAAACUGAUGUGGAUCACCAGGACCUACUUUAUCACUCCCGUGUCCGCUGGUUAAGUUUGGGCAAAGUGUUUCAACGAGUAUGGGAGCUCAAAGAGGAUAUCGGUGCAUUUUUGGAGUUACGGAGGAAGGCUGGCAAAUUUCCUGAGCUGAGCAACAAGAGCUGGCUUUGUGACUUUGCGUUUGCUGUGGAUAUAUUUUCACACAUGAAUGAACUGAACGUGAAGCUACAGGGGAAGGAUCAGUUUGUGAAUGACAUGUACACAAACGUGAAAGCCUUUAAAUCCAAGCUGGUUUUUCUCUCCAGGCAAAUUUCGAAUAAGUUAUUCACUCAUUUUCCCACACUAGCCACGCUGGAAGAGGCCGGCGCAAAUGUGAAAAAAUACAGCGAGUCACUGGAUGCGCUGCACAGAGAAUUCUGCCGUCGCCUUUCUGAUUUUGAAAAAAUUGACAAGUCACUUCGGUUGGUGGCCUGUCCCCUGUCACAAGAUCCUGAAACAGCACCAGAGGAGCUACAGCUGGAACUGAUCGACCUUCAGUCUGACCCCAUCUUAAAAGAGAAGUUCAACUCUCUUAAACUGAAUGACUUUUAUGCUUCACUUGUUAAAGAGGUGUUUCCAAACCUCCAGAGGAUGGCAUAGAAGAUGCUGGCGUUGUUCGGCUCGACCUAUUUGUGUGAACAGGCGUUCAGCGUCAUGAACAUCAACAAAGCCAGCCACAGAUCCAAGUUAACUGACCAACACCUCAGAUCCAUCCUGAGAAUCGCCACAACAAAACUAAAUCCAGACUUUGAUGCGCUGGCUAAAAAGGGAGA